Messenger RNA from Phoenix dactylifera (date palm), 1478 nucleotides. RefSeq lists its product as uncharacterized. The record is from RefSeq and is a predicted model, not a curated record. NCBI's taxonomy places the organism in Eukaryota, Viridiplantae, Streptophyta, Magnoliopsida, Arecales, Arecaceae. Gene Ontology annotation, molecular function: metal ion binding.
GGAGAGAGCUCCUUUCAGAGCGACCCUCCUUGUCGCCCUCCUGUGAUUCCUUGAGCGCCCCACAACUUUUGGCCUUCCAUUAUUCCAUUCCCCGAGUACAAAUUAUGCCCACCCCUAAUUCUUCACUGCGCAUUCCCUUCCUAGGCUCCCCAGUGAGCUCCCAGAGUAGCCAUACAUAGAAGAAGCCUCCUUCUUCACCAAUUCGAAUUGUUUAGGUGAAACCGUCUCACCCAUGCUUCCAGAACUAGAGAAAGCUCGAGUAACAGAGUUGCAUGUCCGAAUGGACUGCAACGGCUGUGUGCAGAAGAUCAAGAAGGUGAUGCAUGGAAUUGAUGGUGUAUAUGAUGUCUAUGUCGAUUCUGCUCAGCAGAAGUUGACAGUCGUAGGGAGGGCCGAUCCUGAAAAGAUAGUCAAAGCCAUCAAGAAGACAGGAAAGAUUGCCACAAUCUGUUCCCACACAGAACAGGUUGAGCCCAGUGGCUCCGAGCAGCCACCACCAUCCACUGAAGCCGCAGCAAGCAGCAACCCACCAUCCACUGAAGCUGCUGACCAACCUCCAAGCAUGGCCCCUCCUGCCCCACCAGGAGAGCCCCCGCAAGAAGCCCCACCCGAAGAAACCAAAGCCCCGGAAAUAAAUCCAUCACCCGAAGCCAAGGAUGCCACCCCAACUGAACCUAGAGACGUGGAGGAGAUCCACAUGGUGCAUCACUACCCACAGAGCUACAUCUACAGAGAGCACUGGAACCAGUACCCUACUAGUGGACAUGAGAUCAGACAUGAGGCUCCAUACCACGAUACCCACAGCUAUAGCAGCUACAGGCCAUCCCCUUAUGUAACAGGAUAUGGACACCUCCAGUCACCUCCACAGGACAUUAGAUAUAGUGGGGCAGAAGCACACCAUGAUGGUUAUUAUCAUAACCGAGGAGCUGGAGAUGGAAACCAGAUGACCUCUAUCUUCAGUGAUGAGAAUCCAAAUGCAUGCAGGAUAGUAUGAGCAAUGAAUAGGUUGUAAGACGAGGGGUAUGAGGAAGAAGAUAUCAUAGCCAAAGGAGCUGCAGAACUAUACUUCUGCAUAUAUAAGAGUAUUCAUUAAGAAGCUAAAGGCAGUGAUAAGGAAAAAUAAUGCAGUGGUGGCAGCUUUAAACAAUAAAUCUCUAGAUGAGGAAAGAAGAGAAUCGGAUACUUAGCUUGCAGCAGAAGAGAGAAUCUCCUUCAUACAUCUGAUACUACUACAGAUUAAUCUAUCUCUUGCCUAAGAAUCUUACAAAAUCGUGCUCCACUGUAUUUCUCAGUCCAGUAUAUGGAAAAAGAAGCUGCUCUAGAUUUUUGUGAGAAUUCCAACCUAGGUGUUGUAACAAUCUAGUAUAUGAGACAGAUGGUCUAGAGUUUGUUGAGAAUCUCAACCUAGGUGGUACAAGGAGCAGCAACCAUGUACAAACAACUAGUUGGUUAUAUAAUUUGCUAAAUUAUUUUAUUGA